GCAGCUUCGAAAUCCAACUGUUCGGACAUGGCAAAAUUUCUGCCCGUCCAUGGCGCUAUUUGACGUGGCUGUUGGUUGUUCAAGUAGGCAGCUCCACUGUCGAUCUUGUUACCGAGUACACAGGGGGGAUACGUACCAUCAAGGUCAUGGUAGACAUUGCCAUGAGCUUCUCCCCAACCACCGCUGCACGGCUCAAACGUCGUCGAGACAGCCAUUUCUCGAGCGUCCUGCCACCCUCCGAGAAAUGCUCCCGACGAAGCACUAGCGAUUGCCCGCCCAACCAUGCUGGCGUGUUGUCGGAUCCCGGUGGCGUGCUCACCACUGCGUUUGAGCUAUCCACGAUUCAGACCGAUUCCGAGGCCAUGGUCAUUGCCGCCGAAAUGAGCAUCGACUUCUACAACGAAGCGUUCGCGUUGUAUAACAUGAUGUCUGACUUUCGAACCUCGGGCAGCGAAGCGACCACCAUGGACGUGCUCAUCGCCCGUCUCGACCUGCACGUCCACGACGAGCGCAUCCUGGCCGACGUCGAGAACGUGCGCAACAUCUAUCGCGGCCUCAUUCAUGUGUUUGUGUACCUGUACCGCGAGCAUUACCGGCAAUUUGCCCAAUUGGACAUGGCGUCGCACCUGUCGCUGUGCUGGCAUCGCCUCGUGGCAUUUGCGACUGAGUACCGUGUUUUGGACCCCAAAGUCUUGCACGGGUCGUACGAAUAUACGAUGUCGCUUGUUCGUCAAAAGUGAAGGGACACUCAACCGUCCAUUGUAGUUGUAGAGUGUGACCGUGUAAUAACAGGACAACAGUGAAUAGUUUUGAUUUUUGCAUC
Molecule: messenger RNA, 823 nt
Organism: Aphanomyces astaci
Lineage: Eukaryota; Oomycota; Saprolegniomycetes; Saprolegniales; Verrucalvaceae
Exons: 1
Coding region: 147-740 (197 amino acids)
Source: RefSeq, a predicted model, not a curated record